This is a messenger RNA of Symbiodinium sp. CCMP2592, 1659 nucleotides long. Lineage: Eukaryota; Dinophyceae; Suessiales; Symbiodiniaceae. The record is from the annotation of a GenBank genome assembly.
AUGCUACAGCGUGAGCUGGAGGCUCUGGGCAUACUCCGUGGACGUGCGGAGCGUUACCAUGGGGGGCUUCACAUAGAGGCCCCGGAGUCUUUGCUCUGGCGCGCAGCGCUGCAGAGCCGCCUGCUUCUUGGAGGACGGCUAGGUGUUGGAGAGCUUUUCCAUGCCGGGUACGAGUCCACGCUGUCGAACUAUGUAGCCGGCGUCCCCUGGCCUGACUAUAUGUGGUUUGGAGCAGAGCCAGCAAAUCCGCCGCUCAACAUCCAUACGGAGAAGUCGCGCCUGUACCACACUGAUGUCAUAGAACGUGCUGUUCUGACUGGCAUCGAGCGACGCCGUCAGUUCUUCAUGAACCUGCGGCUUCAGCAGAACGAGGAUGAGCUUUUCUACGGCAGGGGGGAGAAGGAGAUGCCAGCUUUGCCGACGCUUCACGUGGAGUUGAAGAGGAACGAGUGCGAUUUGAGUGUGGCCAUCACUGCGGUGCCUCAGUUACGUGCGUAUUCCCUAGCAGUGGAGGAGGCAGACGACCACCACAAGGAGGGCCGUGAAAGCACGUGGACAUUGGGAGACUCUCACGCAGCUGCCUGCGUGUUGAAGUCCCAGUGUUUGGAGCUGCUCGAAGAGUGCAGUAAAGCGGAGCGUCACCUCUGCGUGUGGGACCCCUUCUGUGGCCGCGGCCAACUGCUUUUGGAGGCUUUGGGCCUGGCCUUGGGUGUGCCUCCAGCAAGCCCGGUCAUGCAGAUGCCUUUUCAAGAGUUUCCCUACUUUGACCAAGCCCGUUUCCGGGAGGUGGUGCGAUCGCUUGAGUUGUCUCCUUCCGCGCACGUCUCGAAGCUGGUGCUAGUUGGCAGCCACGCCGAUGUGGACGUCGUACACUUGGCAAACAGGAAUCUGCAGGCUUUUGCUCGUGCGCUCCCUCGGCCACGGUCGGGGCCUGCGUCACUAAUCUGGCCAUUGCCCAGUGGCGACGUAGCUGAAAAAGAGGAUCCGUUGAGCAUCUCGAAGCGUCGGCUACCAUGUUCUGUGACAUUCCAACACAAAGAUCCUGAAUCGAUGCUGGAGACCCUCCGUGGCCACCCCACCAUGAUUCUGACCAAUGUUCCUUACGGCAAGAAGGGGGAUGCAAAGAAAUACCGGCGUUUGUAUGCGCGCUUCGGCAAGAUGCUAAAGGCGGAGCAGGCGCACGGCUACUUGAAAGGCGUUUAUUGCCUUUCUGCUCGCGAGGACUUCAAGCGAUUCUCUGGGCUGGACUGGCGAACAGAGCUGCGCUUUCAAUGCAGCGGUGUUCAAGUGGAGCUGCUGCGGUGGACCGGCCGCACGGUCUCUUCGAUCCCAUGGCACGUGGAGAGGGCCCCUGCCCAAAUCCCAAAGAAGGUGCCAACUGAAACGCAGGAGGAGGUCUCGACGGUAAAUCCCGCGGCGUCUUCUGCUGCGCUUGGCCGAAAGUCAAAGAGGAGGAUGUCGGCUUCCACUUCGCAAGGCGCAGUCCCGAUGCCAUCGGCUGUGAAGGCGAAGACAAUACGAGAUGAGCAUCAGCGGUCAAAACAGCAGUAUUACGUACACGAUUUGCAUUUCUGCAUGCCGGCGGCAUGCAGUUGUCGAGCUGGCCAAAGUGCACCGGUCCGCUCUUUGUCGGUCUGGAGUCCUCGCCUUUUCGGCUGA